Molecule: messenger RNA, 1021 nt
Organism: Ctenocephalides felis (cat flea)
Lineage: Eukaryota; Metazoa; Arthropoda; Insecta; Siphonaptera; Pulicidae
Product: protein DPCD
Exons: 3
Coding region: 351-977 (208 amino acids)
Source: RefSeq, a predicted model, not a curated record
UCGACCCUCAAACGUAAAUUAGGUUAUGUUUAUUGACAGUUUCUCAUUUUUAAUAAUUUGGCCGGUAACUAAAACAAGUUUUGUUUUGUGCAAUAGUUGUUGAAGAACGAGUUAAUAAAAUAUUGAUCAAACGAGGAAUAAAUUGUUGAAGUUAAUUUUGAUAUUUGUGAGACGUCUUUUGAAUUCAAGUCAAAACAAGACACAAGGAAAAUAUUUAGAGAUUGUUCAAGAACGAGUUAUGAAUUAUUGAUCAAACGAGAAUUAAUUUGUUGGAAGUUAAUAUUGAGGUUCUUUAUAAUUCAAGUUAAAGAUUUUACUGCACCAGAAAAAUAUUUAGAAUAGUAUGCAACAUGGCACAUCAGCACGAAUGGCUCUCUUUGCUUAGAAAAGCUGAAAAAUCUUCCAUGAUCCAAGAUAAAGUCAAAAAAAUACAUUACAAAUUCAAUGAUGGCAGAGAAAUGGUCGAAGAAUAUAACACCGAAACCAACGUCUUAUCUAGAAGAGCUUGGAAAAAAAACACUGAACUAGGCGGUCAAGGCAAAUGGGUCAUAGAACUAGGAGAACCCUUACCACAACAAAUUCAAGCCCCCGACACCACAGGAAUAGUAGAAAGCAAUACCGAACCCACUAUUUUAAAACGUAUGACUCGAAUAAAUAUAGAAUGGAGAAUCAGAAAUCUACCUUAUCCAUUAGGCACAUACGCUGUUUCAGCAGAUGCAAAUAAAGAUCGUAUCAUUGUUCGAACAACUAAUAAAAAAUAUUACAAAGAAAUUGAAGUGCCUGAAUUGAAACGGACAGGAUUGAAACCUGAGCAGAGUAGAAUUCAAAUAAAUCAUCAAUUUAAUACUUUAAUAAUUACUUAUAAAAAACCACCGGAGGUGAUUGAAUUGGAGAAGGCUACUCAAGGUAUAAUCGCUGAGGCAAAGAGUGUUCGAGGAAGUGGAGGAGGAGGUGAUAUGGACUGCAAACCGAGUUGAAUAUAAAAUAUAAUAAGAUAUUACAAUUGUCAGGAAACUAAAGU